Molecule: messenger RNA, 3937 nt
Organism: Synchiropus splendidus (mandarinfish)
Lineage: Eukaryota; Metazoa; Chordata; Actinopteri; Syngnathiformes; Callionymidae
Gene: cbll1
Product: Cbl proto-oncogene-like 1, E3 ubiquitin protein ligase
Exons: 7
Coding region: 276-1712 (478 amino acids)
Biological process (GO): protein ubiquitination; regulation of cell adhesion
Molecular function (GO): ubiquitin protein ligase activity
Source: RefSeq, a predicted model, not a curated record
UUUAUCUACAGUGAGAACAAUAUAUCCAAUAAAUUGUCACAGUUUGCCGUGUUAUUCCAUAAUGAAUAUAUUUUGGAUAGAUUUUUGUUGUUGUUGGAACUACAUUUUCAUCUCUUAAUGCUGCUAGACAGGAAUGCGGAGCGAAAAAACCUUUUCUUAAAAAUAAUGAACAAUGAUAAGAUUUCAAUGUUCUCAGUUGGGGUGGUAUUAGAGGAAAGCCUCCUUCCUCUUCGAACUUCCUUCCCUACUCCGUCCUUGCCCCCGGCUAUCCCACAAUGCAUAGCGCCACUCGCUGGAUCAUGGACCAAAGCGACAAUGACCUUCAAGGAAGCGAUUGCUCCGGGACUCUGGGUGGGCCGGAUGUCCGCAGACGCAUCCCCAUAAAGCUCCUUUCCAAGCAGCCUUUGAGAAGUAAACCACCGCCACGUGUCCAAAGACCCACUGGCAGGCCGGUGAAAAAUGACUCAGUGGACGAUAAUACAUUUGGCUUCAAGCAGGAAGACAGGUUCGACCUUGGUCAGAGGAGGUUCCCCCAGCCAAUGUUCUGGGACUUCAAGUUGAAUUUGAUUGGGGAACGCGAUGAAGUACCGAUUCACUUCUGUGACAAAUGUGGACUUCCUAUCCACCUGUAUGGACGAAUGAUUCCCUGCAAACACGUAUUCUGUUACGAGUGUGCGCUGCUUCACGAGAAGAAGGGAGAUAAAAUGUGCCCCGGUUUGACCCUGUACAACUGCACCGACCCGGUCCAGCGCAUCGAGCAGUGCCACCGUGGUUCCCUCUACAUGUGCAGCGUUGUUCCGGGAUGCAAACGCACCUACCUCUCCCAGCGUGACCUGCAGGCCCACGUCAACCACCGCCACAUGAGGGCAGCCAAGUCCUCCAGCCGACAAGAGCCGUUGCACCUGCCCCCUGUGUCAGAGGUCCCCGAACGGUUCCGAGUCCCUCCUCCUCACAUAUCCAAGAACCACAUCCAUAUGCCCAACCCCAUGCAGCAUGGCGGCCACGACCCAUACAGCCAACCACCGCCGUCUCAUGACGGACCUCCCCCCAAUUCAGGUCUUGGUCCUGAAACUUUCCGCAUUUCCACUGUGACGACUCGUAAACACAGUAACCUCAUCACUGUGCCUAUCCAUGAUGACUCCGCCUCAAGGGACCCCCACCCUCCAGGCCCCCUUCCUGCUCAGCCCCCUCACCACCGGCCAGAGUAUCCAGGUGCUCCCCCGGUCGUGACACACCCUCACCACAUGAUGGCGCCACCCCAGCAGCAUUUUGGACCACCCCCACCUCCUCCUCCACCGAUCAGCCACCCCAUGCAGCAUCCAGGCUCCACUGGGAAUCCACACUUGGUCUACAACCAGGCUCCUCCUCCCAUGUCCACAGCUCCUCCACCAAUCACCCCUCCACCUGGACACCUUAUGGGCCAGAUGCCCCCGUACAUGAGCCACCCACCACCUGGGCCUCCCCCGCAACACAGCGGACCCCCACCUGUCAGCGCCCCUCCACCUCAUCACUACAACCCUAACUCUAUGCCUCAGUUCGCGGAGGACAAAGGCACACUCAGCCCCCCAUUCAACCAGCCUGGAGGCCUCAGUCCUGGGAUGUGGCCUGCUCCAAGAGGGCCACCUCCCCGUAUGCAGGGACCACCACCCCAAGGACAGAUGCCAGGACCCCACCACCCAGACCAGAGCCGGUAUCGCUAUCACUACCAGUAACAGUGGUCGUACCUGCUGUGGUUCUUAUAAGAGGUUCUGGGACGUAGGAGAAACUUCAAACUGCCGAAUGUGUCGUGUUGCACAUGUUAGUUAUUGACUUUUUUUUUUAAUAGCUUACAGUAAAUAUUUCUGUAUAUAUGUUCGCUGAUCUCACCUGUAUGUUCUGAACUCAUCAAGGCGUCGACUCAAUAAAUUUUAAUGCUUAUUUGAAGUUUGAUGUUGGAACCAUGUGACAAGGAGAGUAAAUUUCUGAUAUAAAACUGUGGUAGUUUCAUGUCCUGUCAGGGUAAAUCUCAUGUCCUUGGUCUUGUGGUUUCUUGCUCAGAAUCAAACAGAAGAGCGAUUUAAUUAAAGGAGGUUUUUACUGAGAAUGCUACACUAAAACCAACAUUUUCAUUCUAAGUAUAUUUAGAAACAUUAAUGCAAGAAUAAUAACUCACACUUUAAUAACACACCACACAAAUACAAACUCUGUACAACCACAAAACAAUGCAGCAAAGUAAUUUUCUCCAAAGGUCCGAAGAUCACUGGUCUUCAUCAUAUUUGAUGCUUAACAGUUGUUGCCUUUCUACAGUCUUGUUGCCGUCAUCUACAGAAAACAAAGCGUUAGUGAAGUUGGCAGGGUCAAUUUACUUUCAAAUUGUCGCACUUCUCUUUCUGUUGUCACAUGUAGCAUGGCAUCAUGAACGGUGGGGUAAAACAUGGAGGUGAGGAUCUCCUCGUCGAAGAAAGAGCAGCUGUGUAGUCUCUCCAACACCACGGCUGAGGAACAAAUAAAAUAUGAAAUAUUUGUAAUAUAUUUUCAAGCCACUUGAUCUGAAAACUCACCAUCACAUGAUGCGAUAUAAACGUCCACGCCCACUCGCAUAAACUCUUUAAUUGUCUGUAGAGGAGAGGACAAGUAGUAAAUUUGUCUGUUCUGUCAGUGCUUCUGUUUGAUGAACAUAUCAUUGGCGUGACAACUUUUAUUUGGUUUGUUUAAAGUUCAAGAAGCCUAAACCAUCUGUCUGUCUACCCAUUUACUUAUGGUCAUUCAAAGUUGGGUUCACUUUUGUGGCAUGUUCACGCUCCUUUUAGUCUUGUCUGCCACUACACCUCAGAUCAAGACAUGUCCUGUAGCCCAAGUCUUCUUAAGUGUCAUCUAUUCAAGAUGUCUCAGACGGCUGAGCUAUAAAGACCAUUAAUGGAAAUACCUACAUUUCAGAAAAAAAUAGCAUUAAAAGUUUUUGUUUUUGCUGCUGGUGUAGCUGAGUGCUCUUGAUGUGAUGGAGAUGCUGAAGAUAUGCUGUCCACAUACCAGCUAUGGACACCACUUAUGGCAGUGUUCAGGAGCACAUUUUCAGUGAUCUCGAGCGCUUUGUGGAAAAAGCCUCUGACAUGAAAAUGCUGGCUUCUCAAAACACCACCUGGCAGUUGGUAUCUUACCGUUUUAAGACCCUUAAGAGCUGAAAUGUCCAGGAAAGAGACAGCAGCGAAGUCCAGAAUCAGGCUAUGGAGAUCCACUUUGGGAACAAUGAUGCCUGCUGGCAACUCAGCGUUCCAGUCCUGAAUUGUGGGAAGACUGGGUUUCUCUGACUUCCCUUUGUUGCUCGUUCUUUUGAAGAACUUCCUUAUGCCUGUCUGACAGAUGCACAGACAAAAACCUUUCAAAACCUCACAGUAUUAGUUACUACGAGGCUUCAGACAGGAUUCAGUGUAAGUCCAAGUGACAUUGUUGGAAGUUUGGAUUUUACCCUUCAGACUUGAUUUUCUCACCUCUGUGAUGUCAUCAUCUGUUUUCUUCCAAAGUUUCUUCAGUUUCUCAAGCGCUUUGCUUCUUUUCCUCAGAACUCUCAUAGGGUUGAAACCAACCUUUUAAGACAAUCAAAAAUGUUUACACAGCUCACACGUCAUCGGAAUCACGCGGCCUGUACGUACAGCUUCCACAAGCUUGUUCUUGAAAAACUCUAUGUUGGCGAAAUAGAUGGGCGACGGGAUCCUGAAGAUUUUCACUCCUGCUGUUUGAGAAAUCUGAGAAAAGGCAUGAUGAAAUCAAACGCCCUCACUUUAAGUUAAGUUAAGUGAGACCUGUCUUACAUUCCGAUACUCCUUCUGAUCUCUGUAGAGGUCUGUCCUCGGGAUGUUAGCCAAGACGGAACAACGUGGACUGGAGAGACAAACACAAGACUGUUAUGGGAGGGCAAUCGAGAGGAGUAUUAUUUUUGCUGGCUGAGACUGCUAACAGG